AUGGAGACCAAAGAGCUAUCCGAAGACAUCGAAGAGGAGCUCGACUCCGACAUUACGUCUAUCCGCGCCGAAAUCCGAAAUCUCCAAAGAAGAAAACGAUUCCUCACAUCCAGCCUCCUUUCAUCCGAGAGCCUCCAGAAUCGAAUAAAAUCCCAAACGGCGCCAUCACUAUCCUCAUUAACCGAAGACAUCUCCCCUCUUGUCAGAUCUGCCGGAAUCCACGCAGACGUCAACCACCAUCGCAUAGCCUUCUCGGCUACAACGUUCCCAUUCAAGGACCCGUCGCCGAACACGGAGGAUCCGAACCUCCUAGGUGUGCGUAUUGACAUCUGUGCGCGCAAUGGUCGCUUUGUGAAACCGUACUAUCUUCUCCUGAGACAGUCCCGCGGGGAAGAGAAAUGGUUCCAGGUGCAUAGACAUACCAUACCGGCGUUCAUUUCGAUGGAAACCUUAGAAAGGAUGUAUUUGCCGUUGUCGAAUUCUUCUGCGGAGCAGGCGGAUUCAGAAGAGAUGGCGCUGAAGCCGUCGAAGAAGAAACCGAGGAAGCAAAGUCUACAAGGGCUGGUGCGCGAGCUACGACGACAACUGGUUGCGUGGCAUUUACGAGUAGAUGCAGUGAGCUUGUUGCGGGAGACGUUGGGGGUUGUUCGUCGGGGGAUAGAUGAUUAUGAUGAUGAUGAUGAUGGGGUGUGGGAACGGAAUGUGCUGGGUGACAGUGGCGAAGAAAUGAGACUGGCAGCUAAUGAUCUGGGGAUUGUGUCUUUAGCUCCAACGUCGCUUGAGGCCGUCUAUGUGCGCUUGGAAUGGGCUGAUGGUAGGGUAGGAAGAUUUAAGAUCUCGAAUUCGGGCAUUGUGGAAAGGGCUGUCGUUAUUGGGGAUAAUGGUAGGGAUAAAGCGGUGGAGGUUAGUCUCACUGGUGGAGAUGGGAGAGUGGAAACGGUUCUAGAUCGGCUGAAAAGACAUGCACCGGCCAAGGAAUGA
Aspergillus tanneri is the source of this 981-nucleotide messenger RNA. RefSeq lists its product as uncharacterized. Bases 1 to 981 code for a protein of 326 amino acids. The transcript has 2 exons. The record is from RefSeq and is a predicted model, not a curated record. NCBI's taxonomy places the organism in Eukaryota, Fungi, Ascomycota, Eurotiomycetes, Eurotiales, Aspergillaceae. Gene Ontology annotation, cellular component: kinetochore; Mis6-Sim4 complex.